AUGCAGAAGCGAUGGAAAAUCUUCGUAAGCAACAUGAGGCCGAUCUCCACCAAAUGCGUGCUGAGCAUGCUGCUUUUAGAACUCAAUGGCAACAACAUCAACCACCACACACACACCAUGCCAGCCAUGUUUCCCCUGUCACCGAGGAGCAUCAUUCUUCCCCAGAUCCUUCCUACCUAUCCAACUCGGUCUCAUCGUUCUAAGCAAACCCAUAUUAGUCAUCCAGUUGAUGAUCGUCACUCGGUUCGUCGACACCCUUUUGUCGAUGGAAUCAUGGAAGUUCCUCUUCCGCCCGCCUGGAAACCAUUAAACAUUGAGCGAUAUGAUAACACCUCACACCCAGAUGAGCACAUCGAUGCAUAUAUCACUCAAAUAAACCUUUACACAAAUGAGGACGCCAUCAUGUGCCGUGUAUUCCCCACCUCGCUUAAAGGUGCCGCCCUCAGUUGGUACACCCAACUACCACCCAGAUCAGUUGACAACUUCAACACUUUAGUGCACCUUUUCUCCGCCCAGUAUGCCACUAGUAAGCCCCAUCAUAUCACAUCGGCCACGCUUUCAAAUCUACGACAACAGGAUGACGAAUCUUUACGGCAUUUCAUGGAGCGUUUUGCUAACGUCUCUAUCAAAAUCCGCAACCUUAAUCCCGAGGUCGCCCUUCAUUCCAUGCUUAUGGCACUCAAACCCGAGCCUUUUGUUUACAGCCUCUGUCGACAUCAACCGGCAAGCAUGGAUGAACUCAGAGCACGUGCAGCUGGAUAUAUUCAAAUGGAGGAACACGCUGAGUUCCAUAACUCGGUUCAUGACAGUUUCACCACCAAAGGAGAGUCUAGUACCAGGGAGAAGUCAAAAACUCAUUUCGACCAGAGAUCAAAAAGACCUCGUCAGUCACGAGGUCCCAGGUAUGAAUUUUAUACCCCCCUUAAUGCUCCUCGUGUUAACAUUUUAGAGGAAGCUAACCAUGCAGAUUUGAUCUCUCUGCCCCCACCGGCACACAAUCCGGUCAACGCUGAUAAGAGCAAACAUUGUUGUUAUCAUAGAAAUUAUAUAUAG
Molecule: messenger RNA, 1053 nt
Organism: Cajanus cajan (pigeon pea)
Lineage: Eukaryota; Viridiplantae; Streptophyta; Magnoliopsida; Fabales; Fabaceae
Source: RefSeq, a predicted model, not a curated record